UAGUUCUCCAGUGGCGAAGGCUUGCUCAUGAAUAUUAAUCGACAACCCGUCACCGUCGUUGGAUUCGUAGCGGCAGCGGCAUAAUGGUUUCUGUUUCCGCAUUCAAACACACACACAGAACAACAUGGCUGCAGUAGGCAGCUUAGUAAACAGUUUGGCUUGUCUUUGGAGACAGCCAUGUACCCGCGCUUAUUUACCGCAUUUGUUAUUUUAUAUUUCGUUUGUAGGAUCGGUUUUGAAAACGUCGGGCCUUGUGCAGGAGAGCUACUUCAGUAACAGCAGAAAUAUUUUAAAUCUAUAUUUUGUGAAAGUUUCAUGGGCAUGGACCAUUGCUUUACUUCUGCCUUUCAUCCGUUACUCCAACAUUUACAACAGAAACCACACAUUUGUGUUGAGGCGGCUGACUUCACUACUGGUGGCGACAUUCAUUUGGCACACCUGCACUGAGACUUUUUCCUACAUUGAAGACAUUACCGGUUCAUGCUAUGAGUCAGACACCAUGCAAGUCAUCCACGGUGACAUUACCACAAAGGCGGCGUGCAAGAAGGCCGGAUUCAUCUGGGAUGGUUUUGACAUAUCAGGACACUCCUUCAUCUUGGCUUACUCUAGUCUUGUGAUUGUGGAGGAAAUGGUGCCCAUGUUAAACAUACCGCGAAGUGACAGAAAUGUUCUUCUUGAUUACAUUUAUAUAGCACUCAAUGCUAUUGUGGCCAUCUGGAUAUGGAUGUUCGGAUGCACUUCUGUGUAUUUCCAUGAUAUUAUUGACAAGACUAUAGGGACGUUGUGUGGGAUAUUGGGAUGGUACGUGACUUAUGGUGUUUGGUACCCGAUGUCCUUUUCUCCAGGUCUCCCUCCACAGCAGAAACAACAUGCUUAGUGUGGGAAAUAAAUGCUACAAGUGCACUACAGGAAGCUUGACAUAUCUGUACUGUUUAUGUUUUGUGAGAUCCAUGACAGGUUAGCCUUCCAGGUGUGGCGGUAGGCAGCUGGUGUUCCUAAAAUGUCGACCUGUAGUCUGAGAGGUCACAUCUGAACCUUAUUGUUGCAUUCAAAUGUUUUGUGGCUUCAUACAGAGCUGGAAUAGGAAGCCUGACAAUAAAUCUAUCUUAUAUGGCAGUCUGCUGCUGCUUUCUGUAAUCAACAUGCAACCUUCAGCUGAGCUGCCUUUUAACAGUAAAUAUAUAAAGUUUUUCCCCCUUGACACUAAUAUUUUGAAUAUUUAUAAUUGGGCUAUUUAUUUUUUUAAAACAAAAACGAGAUCUGAUAAAUUGGAGGUCAGAGAAUUAUAGUGCAAUGCAUUCGUGUAAGUUUUAUAUUUGCAGUGUGUUUUAAUAGUGCUAUUUUAUGUGUUCUGUCUAAAGGCCAACCUGUUGUUCAUUCAUAUGUGCCAUUGUUAGAUUAGUCGUUUGCAGUUGUUGUCAUUCCUCAUGUCACUGAUCAGUUUAGCGCAGGAAACGGACACCACCUGUUCUUAGAAACUCAAAAGGAUCUAAAACAUACUGUUUGUAAUAUUAUAAGACUGUCUGGGGACUGGAUUGAUGUUUGAGUGAACAUUUGGCUGCGGUUAUAAGUAUUUCUUACAGGUUCGAGGAACAAUGCAAAUUAGAUGUAAAUUAAUUCUAAAAUACAAACGAUGGGACAUGCUGGUUAUGGAGGGCACAUCCAUUAGUCAUUUCAUGUGUGUCAAUUAAACAUGAUUUUGAACAAUUAUCAUUGCAAUUAUGCUUGUUGUCAUACAUCAGUAUUCCAAAGAAAGCAAGCCGCAACAUGUUAUUAUGUUGAGUUAUUGUACUGUGUCCGUUUUACCUGAUGUGAUGACAGAGUUCUUACUAGUAUAACACAUCACUGAGGUGUGUUUUUAUUUAAUUCAUUAUGGUGUUUAAAAGAAUAAAUAGCUUUGAAUUGAGGACCUCUAGUAGAUGUUUUGAUUUAGUUGUCUCAAGGUUAGACUCUGUAAACCAAAUUAAAAGGAAUAGUUCACCCAAAAAUGACAAUUUACUCACUUGCAGG
Sinocyclocheilus rhinocerous is the source of this 2010-nucleotide messenger RNA. Its product is annotated as fat storage-inducing transmembrane protein 2-like. The transcript is spliced from 2 exons. Bases 125 to 877 code for a protein of 250 amino acids. The record is from RefSeq and is a predicted model, not a curated record. Lineage: Eukaryota; Metazoa; Chordata; Actinopteri; Cypriniformes; Cyprinidae. Gene Ontology annotation, molecular function: coenzyme A diphosphatase activity. Gene Ontology annotation, cellular component: endoplasmic reticulum membrane. Gene Ontology annotation, biological process: phospholipid biosynthetic process; lipid droplet organization; lipid storage.